CCGAGUCCGCUCAGCUCUCUUCAACCGCCGCUCCGACGGACUCUGCGGCGGCGAGACGGACGUCGCCCGCCCCGGUCGAAGGUUCCAAAGCCACCGACCGUCAAGCUAAAGAUCCCAACUUUCCCUCGCCGUAAAUGCAUUCUCUUCGCGUCCCUUCGCCGUCGGAGCACCUCGACACCCUCGCGCGAAGGCCCUCGGUCCACGCACCCGCCGGAGCGCGAGCGCGAGGCCUCUACUCCUCUUUCGUCUCCUCCGCCAGGCUCGGCAGAAGUUUCGCCGCCGCCACGGACGUCGCUCCCAGAGAAGGGGAGUGGGAGCUGGGCGGCGCGGGCGGCCUGCCGGCGGGGCUCCGGCGGGACGCGAUGCCGAGGCACGUCGCGGUGAUAAUGGACGGGAACGCCAGGUGGGCCCGGCGGCGGGGGCUGCCGGCGGCGGCGGGGCACGAGGCCGGGGUGAGGUCGCAGGAGCUCAUCGAGCUCUGCCGCGAGUGGGGGGUCGGAGUCCUCACCGUCUUCGCCUUCUCGUCCGAGAACUGGGUUCGGCCAAAGGCUGAGGUUCAACUUUUGAUGGGAUUGUUCGAAAGAGUGAUUAAAAUGGAGCUGGAGAAUUUCAUGAGGGACGGAGUUAAAAUAUGCUUGAUUGGAGAUUCCUUGAAGCUUCCCAAGUCAUUGCAAAAAGUGUUUGUGGAUGCAGAGGAGAUGACUAAAAACAACUCCAGACUCCAACUUAUUGUGGCAGUGAGCUACAGCGGGAAGCAUGAUAUAGUACAAGCAUGCAAAACCAUUGCUCACAAGGUAAAAGAUGGUCAUCUUGAGUUGGAGGACAUCAGCGAGGGACUAAUAGAAUGGGAGCUAGAGACGAGCUGCAGCGAAUAUCCCUGCCCAGAUUUACUGAUUCGCACGAGCGGUGAACUUAGGCUCAGCAACUUUAUGUUGUGGCAGUUAGCCUACGCUGAACUUUUCUUUGUGCCGGCACUGUGGCCUGAUUUCGGGAAAGCUGAGUUUAUAGAAGCCUUGCUUUCUUAUCAACAGAGGCAGAGACGAUAUGGAUCGCGGAUUUCCUAAUAUUAAGAAGAUUAUUUUCAUAUUCAUUGCCUUGAUGGGGAUUGAUUGAUCCAACUGAUCCACCUCUCUGAAUCCAUGUCAUCCUGUUAAGGUGGUAAGUUUCAUACAUUGCGAGAAUUGAUUUGUUGUUUAUUUCAUUGUAGAUGCAGAUGCAUGCCAUUGCAAUGCUGUGUAACUUGGAACUCAUCCAAGUUCCUUACAGUGGAUUCGACCUGUUAUAUUUCUUGAUUAAUAGGGAUAGACCGAUUCCGUGGACAUCUCGAAAAUAAUUCUCUUUGAAUGCUUCUAAGCUGUAUUCAUCAAAUACACAGUUGUAACAGGCUUAUAGAUGUCAUGGCCUACUUCAAACUCUGCGAUUCUUUGAGGAAGCAUUGCUUCUGCUUCGUCAAGAAUGUAUGAACUUUGGCUGCUUGUGCUUUG
Eucalyptus grandis is the source of this 1484-nucleotide messenger RNA. Its product is annotated as cis-prenyltransferase 4, chloroplastic. Gene Ontology annotation, cellular component: chloroplast stroma. Gene Ontology annotation, biological process: response to cold; polyprenol biosynthetic process; plastid membrane organization. NCBI's taxonomy places the organism in Eukaryota, Viridiplantae, Streptophyta, Magnoliopsida, Myrtales, Myrtaceae. The record is from RefSeq and is a predicted model, not a curated record.